Messenger RNA from Venturia canescens, 2812 nucleotides. Its product is annotated as polynucleotide 5'-hydroxyl-kinase NOL9. The record is from RefSeq and is a predicted model, not a curated record. Gene Ontology annotation, cellular component: nucleus. The transcript has 5 exons. Gene Ontology annotation, molecular function: polynucleotide 5'-hydroxyl-kinase activity. Gene Ontology annotation, biological process: cleavage in ITS2 between 5.8S rRNA and LSU-rRNA of tricistronic rRNA transcript (SSU-rRNA, 5.8S rRNA, LSU-rRNA). Lineage: Eukaryota; Metazoa; Arthropoda; Insecta; Hymenoptera; Ichneumonidae. The coding region runs from base 244 to 2604 and encodes 786 amino acids.
AUAUAGAAACACAAUCAGCAGACGACAAAAUUUUUUAUGUAUUCACGGUUAUCUUUCAAAAGACACACGAAAGCCACGAGAGUCCGAGCCCACGACGCCCACGUGUGUUUUCAAUAAUCCACCUUAUAAAAAUAACACAACAUUCAACAACCAAGUGACUGGCUGUAGCUGACGAGUGAUUUCUCAAAUAUCUCCAUAACAUUAAACACUUUUAUGAAGUACUAAAAACUUGUCUAUAAUAUAAUGGGUAAAAAAAAUAAUAAAUACAACGUUCGGAACUAUCGGAAGAUUGAAAACAAUCUUUCGAGCAUAGGAACUAAGAAAAAAACAUCGAAAAAUGUAGUCUCGACCAUGGGCGGAGAAUUUAAUGUUGAAGAACAAGAGAAUGCUAUUCAUGAAUUACCAAUGCACAAUAUCCGCAAAACACCAAAAAAGAAAAGGAAGAAAAUGGGUCGCCCGAUAGUCGUAGAGGAUACAACAGAGCAAUUAUCUACAGUGCCACUGCCCCUAAGCUACAGACUUCCGGAACAGUCCAGUGUGGCAAGUGUUUAUCGCGGACCUUUCAAUAUUCAGAAAAAAGUUAAGGCCGAGCAAAUACAGAAAAAAGUUUGCAUUGUCACAACAGAAUGUAUAAAGCCGAAUGAGAAACCUGAUAAAAAUAUGCAAAAUUCAGAGUUAAUCGAGAAGCCUGAGACACGCAUGGAAGUGGAACAUUCUACAGUCCUUAAAAACAACAGUUCCAGCUGUGUUCCGCUAUCAAUUGAAAAUUCAAAGUCUGCUCAAUCAAAAACUUCUCAAAGUAUCACGGAUAGCAUCGUUCCGUAUUCUCAAAAACCAGAGCAACGCUCAGAAGUUGAAGAGCAAAUGAACACCAAGCAAUUACCACGAUUUUACAGUUUCAGAAACAAAGUUUUGGUGAUAAUGGAGACAGACUGCAAAUUUAGUUUUCAUGGAAAAUUAAAGCUUCGCGUACUGUGGGGUGCGAUAAGAGUUUACGGCUAUUCGGUCAGCAGCGAGAGCAGGAAAUCGACUCUAUCUAUUUAUUCCCCAAGAGCGUACAGCCCUGUAGCGAUCGAGGCGAUAGAGACAGAAAUGAUGGACAAGGGCAUUUCGAACAUUUGGAAAAUUUUGGAGGAAGACUGCGAGGACCCUAAGCUUGCAAAAAGUUUGCAGUCUGAUGUGAAAGCAGUGGAGGAAGGUUGGGCAGUUUUGUUGUUGGAGAAUUUCGACAAUAGCCUGACGAAUUUUCUCUCAAUGAAUUUCCCUCAUCAUUUGUUCCCGCGAGUCGACGAUCCCUCGAAUCUAUCGUGGCGUGAUUCACGUCGCGCUGAAGUAGUGUUGCAAGCUAAUUUGCGAUUCGGCAUUUCGUACGAUAAAAUAGUGAUCGAUUCCCGUGGUAUCGAUGACGUCGCGGACGCGAUUUGCUACGACUGGGAAACUAAGGAAAAUUCACGAACUGUCAUCGCUGGUGGCAAGGGAGUUGGGAAAUCGACCAUGGCUCGUUAUCUCGUUAACAAAUUAUUAGCCACCAGCGAGUCGGUUAUAUUUCUCGACCUCGACCUCGGACAAACCGAAUUCACCCCCGCUGCUUGUUUGUCUAUUACGAUCGUUGACGAACCGCUCCUUGGACCCAAUUUUACGCAUCUCAAGAUUCCAUAUUUCCAGUUUUACCUCGGCAGCGUUGACGUCACUCGUUGCCUCGAACAGUACGUCGAUGGUGUUAAAAAACUCGUCGAACUUUUGAACGAAGAUUCGAAACUUUCGCACCGACCGAUAGUGAUCAAUACCAUGGGAUUUUGUAAAGGCAUCGGCGCAGAUUUGAUCAACUACAUCCUUAAAAUUUUGUUACCUACGGACGUUAUUCAAAUACUAUCGAAAAGGUCAAAAAAUAAUUUCAACGAUACGCUUAGUCGUCAAGUCAUCGAUCGUCAGAGCCUCGGAUGGCUGACUUGGACGAAAGACAUCAACAGAGACAGGCCAACGAAGCACCGUUUGCACGUUAUUUAUUCAGAGGCCGAAACGAGCACCGGACCAGCUGAAUCUUGGAAUCUUGAAGCUCAUCAACAACGAGAACUCGUGAUGAUCUCAUAUUUGAGCCAAAUUAUUAAGGCCAAUGAAUCUGCGACAUCGCAACUUCGUAGCCUCGUCACGAGUAUCAACGCCGUAACUCCUUACGUAGUUCCAUUCGACGCACUGUGUGUUUCGAUAGCGGGUGUUUACGUUUCCCAAAUAUUGUCUAUCAUGAAUGGAAAUAUCGUUGCUCUAUGUGGUGUUAACAUGGAAUCACUGGUUCCGAAAAACCUCGAGGACAAUUUGGAAGGUUCUUAUCCACGAGUCCUGAUUAGACCGCCACUGUCCACGUGUUACGGUUUUGGAAUUUUACGAGGCGUUGAUAUGGAAAAGGAACAAUUGUUCAUAAACACACCUUUGCCAGCUUCGCUCAUGAAACACGUCAAUUGCCUCAUGGGGUGCACAAAUGUUCCUCAAAGUUUAUUGCAACUCAAUGAAGAAGGUGCCCCGUAUACCGGGAGCGUCUACGACUUGCCAACGAGUCGUGAACCACGAAGAGGAUACGUGAGAACGCGUUAUCAAGUGGGCACUUGAUCCCAAUCGCGAAAAAAUAAGAAAAAAAUACUGAAAUACAAAAACUUGGAUAAAAUAUAUGGAGUCCAAUCAUACACAAAAGUCUAUAAAAAAAAAAUACUCUAAAAAAGUCUGUGCGGACGGUGAGCGCACUGAAUUUGCACAACAAAUGCAAAGAGCGUCUUGAAAAGAUAUAAAUAUUGAAAUGAUUAAAGUUUUUAUGAACGGA